Messenger RNA from Heteronotia binoei (common prickly gecko), 7965 nucleotides. RefSeq names its product mitogen-activated protein kinase kinase kinase kinase 4 (gene MAP4K4). The record is from RefSeq and is a predicted model, not a curated record. Gene Ontology annotation, molecular function: protein kinase activity; ATP binding. Lineage: Eukaryota; Metazoa; Chordata; Lepidosauria; Squamata; Gekkonidae. The coding region runs from base 781 to 4917 and encodes 1378 amino acids. Gene Ontology annotation, biological process: protein phosphorylation. The transcript has 33 exons.
UUCCUGUCUGAGAAGGCAAGGGGGAGCUGUUUGGUUGCUUUGACUCCCGGAGUAUAUUGUGUAUCUCUUCCCAUCUCCUCCUCGGCCGAGCUUUGUCUCCCUCGCCCGACACUGCCAGCUGAAGAAGCUCCCCUUGGGCGGCUAGCCUCUUGCGCCCAGGGCGCAGCAGGAGGAGGAGGAGGAGCGGGGGAAAAGGCGAGGGAGCGAGCGAUUGCGUCCGGGUGCGUUUUUAUUGUUCGCGUGCUGCUUUGGGUGGGUGGGUGCGAGUCAUUCUGCGCGCGCGCAAGGAAGCGGGGCGCCUCUGCCUGCCGUUCUCCCACCGCCGGCUUCGGGUUCUGCUAUGUUGGAUGUAGCCGCUUCCAGGGAGCGAGCGAGAGAGAUGCAACCUGGGAAGAGCCGUUCCUGCUUCACUAUGGUGUAAACGCGCCUCAGAGCGACUCUCGUGCCUGCCGGAGGAGCUGGAAGGGGACACACACGUACACAAAUAUUAAUAAUAAACUCCUCUCGACCUCAGUCUUUCCCCCCCUCCUCACCGGGAAGCGAAGCAGCCUGAAGCUCCUCUUCCCCUCCCCCCCUCCAUCCUUCCAAUGAAGAAGAGUUUUCCCCUGGAGUGAAGAAAGCAAGAGGAGAAAGGAGGACGUUUUAAGGGGAGAGGGUGUUUUCUUUUUUUUUCUUUUGGAAAACAACUUUACAUUUUCAAGCUGGAGUGGCAGCGCUGGACCUUUGCUUUUUCUUUCUUUCCAGAGAAAACAAAAUAUUAAAUACAAGAGGAGGGGAAAAAUGGCGAACGACUCUCCUGCAAAAAGUCUGGGAGACAUAGACCUGUCCUCUUUGCGGGAUCCUGCUGGGAUUUUUGAGCUGGUGGAAGUAGUAGGCAAUGGCACAUAUGGGCAAGUUUACAAGGGUCGGCAUGUCAAGACUGGUCAACUGGCAGCCAUCAAAGUCAUGGAUGUUACGGAGGAUGAAGAAGAAGAAAUCAAACUGGAGAUAAAUAUGUUGAAGAAAUACUCCCAUCAUAGAAAUAUUGCAACUUACUAUGGUGCUUUCAUUAAGAAAAGUCCCCCAGGACAUGAUGAUCAACUGUGGCUUGUUAUGGAGUUUUGUGGUGCAGGCUCUAUUACAGAUCUUGUGAAAAACACAAAAGGAAGUACUCUGAAGGAAGACUGGAUAGCAUACAUCUCUAGAGAAAUUCUCAGGGGAUUGGCACAUCUCCAUGCUCAUCAUGUGAUUCAUCGGGAUAUUAAAGGACAGAAUGUAUUGUUAACAGAAAAUGCAGAGGUGAAGUUGGUGGAUUUUGGUGUGAGUGCUCAACUGGACAGGACAGUUGGUAGAAGAAACACAUUUAUUGGAACGCCUUACUGGAUGGCUCCAGAAGUUAUUGCCUGUGAUGAAAACCCAGAUGCUACAUAUGAUUACAGAAGUGACCUUUGGUCAUGUGGCAUUACAGCCAUAGAGAUGGCAGAAGGAGCUCCCCCCCUCUGUGACAUGCAUCCAAUGAGAGCCCUGUUUCUUAUUCCAAGAAACCCUCCUCCACGGCUAAAAUCAAAGAAAUGGUCAAAAAAGUUCUUUAGUUUUAUAGAGGGCUGUUUAGUGAAAAAUUAUAUGCAACGACCUUCUACAGAGCAGCUUUUAAAACAUCCAUUUAUACGUGAUCAGCCAAAUGAAAGGCAAGUCCGAAUCCAGCUUAAAGAUCAUAUAGACAGAACAAGGAAGAAGAGAGGAGAGAAAGAUGAAACAGAAUAUGAGUAUAGUGGAAGUGAAGAGGAAGAGGAGGAAGUGCCUGAACAAGAAGGAGAGCCAAGCUCUAUUGUUAAUGUGCCUGGAGAAUCUACUCUGAGACGUGAUUUCCUGAGAUUGCAGCAGGAAAACAAGGAGCGUUCUGAGGCUCUUCGGAGACAACAGCUGCUACAAGAACAGCAGCUCCGAGAGCAAGAAGAGUACAAGAGGCAGCUGCUGGCAGAGAGACAAAAGCGCAUUGAGCAACAAAAAGAGCAAAGGAGGCGAUUAGAAGAGCAACAAAGAAGAGAACGAGAAGCUCGAAGGCAGCAAGAGCGGGAACAGCGGAGAAGAGAACAAGAGGAGAAGAAGCGAUUAGAGGAAAUGGAAAAAAGACGUAAGGAAGAAGAAGAAAGGAGGAGAGCUGAGGAAGAAAAGAGAAGAGUAGAGAGAGAACAGGAGUAUAUCAGGCGACAGCUAGAAGAGGAGCAGCGGCACUUGGAAAUUCUUCAGCAGCAGCUGCUCCAGGAGCAGGCCAUGUUACUGGAAUACAGAUGGCGAGAGAUGGAAGAACAUCGGCAAGCAGAGCGUCUCCAACGUCAGUUGCAACAGGAGCAGGCAUAUCUUUUGUCUCUUCAGCAUGACCACAGACGGCAGCAGCAGCAGCAGCAGCAGCAAGAAAGGAAUAAACCAAACUACCAUACCCCUGAGCCUAAAUCCCAUUAUGAAGCUACUGAAAGACCACGAGAGGUUGAUGAUCGAUAUAGAAAGAAUAAUCAGGGCUCCCCUGAAGCACAGUCUAAACAGACAAGCAAAGCAUUGGAGCCACCAGUGCCUUCAAGAUCAGAGUCUUUUUCAAAUGGAAAUUCUGAGCCUGUCCAGCCUUCUCUGCAAAAGCCAAUGGAACCACAGGUACAGUGGUCCCAUCUGGCAUCUCUCAAGAACAAUGUUUCCCCUGUCUCGCGGUCCCAUUCCUUCAGUGACCCUUCUCCCAAAUUUGCACAUCACCAUCUUCGCUCUCAGGACCCAUAUCCACCUUCACGCAGUGAAGUGCUAAGUCAGAGUUCUGACUCUAAGUCUGAGGUACCUGACCCCACCCAAAAGGCUUGGGCUAGAUCAGACAGUGACGAGGUGCCUCCAAGGGUACCUGUGAGAACAACGUCAAGAUCACCUGUGUUAUCUCGCCGAGAUUCUCCACUGCAGGGCAGUGGGCAGCAGAAUAACCAAGCAGGUCAAAGAAACUCUACAAGCAAUAUAGAGCCUCGUCUGCUCUGGGAGAGAGUAGAGAAGCUGGUCCCAAGACCAGGAAGUGGCAGCUCCUCUGGUUCUAGCAAUUCAGGCUCACAGCCUGGGUCACAUCCUGGGUCUCAGAGUGGAUCUGGAGAAAGAUUCCGGAUGAGAUCAUCAUCAAAAUCUGAAGGGUCACCAUCACAACGUAGUGAAAAUGCAACUAAAAAGUCCGAAGAGAAGAAGGAAGCCUUCAGACCUAGCAAACCUGUGGGCGAAGUGGAUUUAACUGCUUUGGCAAAGGAAUUACGGGCAGUGGAAGAUGUGCGACCACCCCAUAAAGUGACAGAUUAUUCUUCAUCCAGUGAGGAAUCAGGGACAACAGAUGAAGAUGAUGAUGACAUAGAGCAAGAAGGAGUUGAUGAAUCUACUUCUGGGCCAGAAGAUGCCAGAGCAGUAUCCACUCUAAACCUCAGCAAUGGAGAAACUGAAUCAGUGAAGACCAUGAUUGUGCAUGAUGAUGUGGAGAGUGAACCUGCCAUGACUCCUUCCAAGGAGGGCACUUUAAUCGUCCGGCAGAGUACAGUUGACACAAAGCGUGCCAGCCAUCAUGAGAGCAAUGGCUUUGCCGGUCGCAUUCACCUCUUGCCAGAUCUCUUACAGCAAAGCCAUUCCUCCUCCACUUCCUCCACCUCCUCCUCCCCAUCCUCCAGCCAGCCGACACCCACCAUGUCCCCACAGACACCCCAGGACAAGCUAACUACUAAUGAGACUCAGUCCGCUAGUAACACACUGCAGAAACACAAAUCUUCCUCCUCCUUUACACCUUUUAUAGACCCCAGAUUACUACAGAUUUCUCCAUCUAGUGGAACAACUGUGACUUCUGUUGUAGGAUUCUCUAGUGAAGCAAUGAGAGCAGAGGCAAUAAGGCAAGAUCCAACCAGAAAAGGAUCUGUUGUUAAUGUGAACCCUACUAAUACACGACCACAGAGUGACACCCCAGAGAUUCGCAAAUAUAAAAAGAGAUUCAAUUCUGAGAUCCUAUGUGCUGCCUUAUGGGGGGUGAAUUUGUUAGUGGGAACAGAGAGUGGCCUAAUGCUGCUGGACAGAAGUGGCCAAGGGAAGGUGUAUCCAUUAAUAAAUCGAAGACGGUUCCAGCAAAUGGAUGUACUUGAAGGUCUGAAUGUCUUGGUGACAAUAUCAGGCAAGAAAAACAAAUUGAGAGUUUAUUACUUGUCCUGGUUAAGAAACAAAAUCCUUCACAAUGACCCUGAAGUAGAAAAGAAACAAGGUUGGACAACUGUGGGUGAUUUGGAAGGCUGUGUGCACUAUAAAGUUGUAAAAUACGAAAGAAUCAAGUUCUUGGUAAUUGCUUUGAAGUGUUCUGUGGAAGUCUAUGCUUGGGCACCAAAGCCAUACCAUAAAUUCAUGGCAUUUAAGUCAUUUGGAGACUUGGGACAUAAGCCAUUAUUAGUGGAUCUUACUGUAGAAGAAGGCCAGAGACUGAAGGUGAUCUAUGGCUCCUGUGCUGGAUUCCAUGCAGUGGAUGUAGACUCAGGAUCCGUGUAUGAUAUUUACCUCCCAACACAUAUCCAGAGUAGUAUCCAACCCCAUGCAAUCAUUAUUCUGCCAAACACUGAUGGAAUGGAGCUGCUAGUUUGUUAUGAAGAUGAAGGAGUAUAUGUUAAUACAUAUGGAAGGAUCACCAAAGAUGUGGUUCUGCAAUGGGGAGAGAUGCCUACAUCAGUGGCAUAUAUUCGAUCAAAUCAGAUUAUGGGCUGGGGAGAAAAAGCUAUUGAGAUACGUUCAGUGGAAACAGGACAUCUUGAUGGUGUAUUUAUGCACAAAAGGGCACAAAGACUCAAGUUUCUGUGUGAACGUAAUGACAAGGUUUUCUUUGCCUCUGUACGGUCUGGGGGAAGCAGUCAAGUUUAUUUCAUGACCUUAGGGAGGACUUCUCUUCUGAGCUGGUAGAAGUUAAUGUAUUUUUGGCAAGGGAUUGCUGACAUCCGGAGUCUUCAUAACUUGGAAUCAUUUGCAACUGGAGUUCAGACCUGCCAUGAUGCAGUGCCACAUGCAAAUGCAUGUUCAAGCAUCACUGGUGUUGGGUUCUUUUGUUUUAAAACUGAGGCCGUAAUAUACGGCUGGUGCUGUAAAGAUAUUGCCAUCAGGUGCUAUCAGAUUUGGGAUCCCACUAGAGAAAGAAUCAGGUCUCCUCCCCCCUCCCUCCUUCCCCAGCUGCAGAAUUCCUAAGGAAAAAUGGAAGAGACUGAUAAAAACAUGUUUUUGAAAGGAGGGUAGGCAUGAGAAGGUGGCUGGAAGUGAUGUAGGCAGAAGCUGGUGUUGCUGACACAGAGGGCAGAUUUAAUAUAGUAAUAUUAACAAUGUAUUUAAUUGACAUUUCUCUCUUUUCUUUUGUAAUGUGACAAAUAUGUGGACAAAGGAAGGUGCAGGUUUAAAAAUAUUUAUAAAAUGUGAAAAGGCACAGUGGUUUUAGGGGAGGUAGGGUGAUUUCCCCCCCUCUCUUUAUGUUGGCCAGGCCAAGAGUUUAGUCAUUUUUUUCUGCAUACCAAGUUUUGCCUAAAUACCACAUGAGGAUAGGUUUUUAAAAAAAUAAAUAAAUAUAAUUGCUCAUUUUUCUAUACUGACUUUUCAUUUGGCCAGAACUUGGUGAUGUCAGUGUUAGCGCUGGUCUCAGUUAAAGGUUUAAUUUUUGUUUAAACCUAAAAUAACAUAUGUGACAACUUUCACUACCAGUCUGCUUAUGCAGCAUUUCGGGAAGAAAAGUACAGACAUGGGUUUUUAUUUUUAAUUUUUUUGUGUGCCUACCUCAUUGUUUCUAAUGCAUAUAAUUAAAGAGGUGGUUUAGAAUUAUAGUUUGUUUCUUUUCUUUAAAAAAAACAACAGGUAAACAAAGUACUAAUGUGCAGUUGAUCAUUGUACCAAAACUAACAUAUGGAAGAUCUGACUGUUAAUUUUCUCUCAGGUUUCAGCGGGAGAUACCAACAGUCAUUUGAGAUGGUUGAAACAAAUAUUUGUGGCAGUGAGUGAAUACUUCAGUAGUCCACUUUUUCACUUUUAAAAUCAGUUUCAUCAUGGAUAGAAAUGUGAGGAAUUUAGCCUAAAAUUUCAGGUUUUACUUUUAACAUUCGGGACUUUAGUAACACCAAGUAACAAUAACUAGUCUAGUUCUAUAACUGGUUAAAUGUUGUAGGAAACUUUUUGAGGAGGUGAUGUUUUCCUUUUUAUAAGAAUGCAAUGCACUAAAACUAUUUUAAGAAUGUAGUGAAUACCGCUUACUCCUUUAAAAAGACAACAGCAUAGACUUUUGUUUCAAUGUAAACUAUGAACUCUUGGCACUCUUUCCCCCCCUCUUUCUGCCCUGCCUUUUUAAAGGAAAAAAAAAAUCAGUUUUGUUUUAUGAGUAACUUUUUGGCCUUUGUAAUAAAUGUCUCAAGACUAAUAAUUUGUUUAAAAGACUACAUGUGUUCAUUACUGGAGAAAUCUUGAGUGUGUAAUUUAUCUGUCAGUGAUGUAAUGAUGCAGUGUCAUGAUUCCAAUCAUUCUGUUUUUUAAAAAGUUUUUUUUUAACUCUCUUUGGAUAGGGUACUUUAGUUGACAACUGCCUUAAGCUCACUGAUCAGUCAGUGAACUGGAUUCCAGUGUUUUCAUGGGCUUUGUCUUCUGCUGUAGUUACCUUUUUCAUGGCACGACAGGGAUUUCUGUAUAAUUCUUCAGUCAAGAUGCUUUGAUAGUUCCAGUGAGAGUCUUAUGAUUUUGCAUUGAACAGCACCAGUUGAGUGAGCCUGCUGCUCAACAGGUCUGUCUUUUGGCAUCAGUCAGACCACUGCUGUUCCUGACCAACACAUUUGUAUUUCCUGUAAACGGCUUUCUUUGGGAGAGCAGGAACAGUUUGCUUUUUAAGGAAACUAGUAUAAAACACAUGCAUAAAAAUGCCUUAUAAUUAUUGGCAGAAAACUUUUUGAAGUCUAUCUUUCUCUCUCUCUCUUUUUAAACUCUUUGAUUUUUGGAUAGCACUGAAGGUCAGGGCCAAGAGGGUUAGGAAUUGGGGAAUGAUCUUUUUGUACCUGUUAGCAAGCAGCCAAAACUCUGCUUUGAUGAGCAGUAAAUGAAUGGGACUCAGAAGACUAAUUUAGGCACACAAAUAAAAGUGUCUUAAAUUGGCACCAUAACAUAGUUUACUGAAGCAGAUUGCCAGAUGCCCAUGGCAAACAUUACAAUGGCAUGGUGUGGUUAAAACUGAUUUAAUCUUCAUCAUUGUCUCUCAUGCCACCUUGUUAUAUAUAUUUUUAAAAGACUACUGUUCAUAAAUGUAUGAAUAUUCUCAAAGGGAGAAAUUUCCUAGUUCAAUAUGCUGGUGAAGUUUUGUACAACAAAAGGGGACAGGAAGACGAUUCCUUCAGUGGGGUUGUUGCCUUGCAACCCCAAGUCCUACAUAAGUGCCAAGGUGGCUAAUUUUACAAGUAAAAUCAGUAUUAUGAAACCACUACAUAUAUAAAAAUGUUGAAACCCAAUUUUACAAGCAUUGCUUUUGGUAAGCAUAAAAAAUACUCCUAGUUUUAGUUUUAAGCUUUAAGUAAUAAUUUUCUGUAUUCUAAGUCAAGGUAAUUCUAACUGUAUGCAGUGACUUUAUUUUUAUCGUAUGCACAUGUUAUGUUGAAGAAAAUGUUUACAAAAAUUGUUUUGUUAUACUAAUGUGCAUCACAUAUUUAUGAUUUAUUUCAAAGUGAUUUUGUGGGGUUAGGUUUUCAUAGUAGUAGCAGUACACAUUUUUGUGACUUUUUUUAUAACCCCAAACUCUGCCAACUAUAAAGAUGCUUAAACAAUAAUGCAAAUGACAAAAUUACAGUAAAAUUACUAAUUGUAGAGCUGCAAAGCAGACUGGUGGCAACAAAACACUUAGCCUUUUUUGCAGAGCUGUCUAAUUUGUCUUUUGUGUAUUAUAAAAUUACUGUUUCCUCCACCCCAAUUUUUCCUUAAAUAAAGUAAAAAUGACACCUA